AUGGGCGGCCCCGACCCGCGGCGGCCCCACGCGCUGCCGCUGCUGGCGCUCGUGGCGCUCGCGGCGCUGGUGGCGGCGCGGGGCGACGCGGCGCCGCUGCAGCCCGGCGGCUCCCCCGCGCUCACCAAGAUCUACCCGCGCGGCAGCCACUGGGCCGUGGGACAUUUAAUGGGGAAGAAGAGUGCUGAAGAUUUCCCCUAUGUUGAUGAAGAAGAAAACAAGAUCUCACUUUCAGUGUCACCUGAAAAUACCAAGCAGCUGAAAGACUAUCUGCAGCGGGAAGAAAUCUACAAAAUACUAAAGCGGAUGGAAGGAAAUGAGAAUAAAAAUGCUCAUGUCUUAAAAAGAGGGCUUCCCUGGUACACCAAGAGCGCCUGGGAGAUGGAUGGUGGUAGCAACAAGGAGGAUAUGACAGAGUAUCCGCUGCAAGUUGUGAACAUGAAGGAAAGCCCACCGAGCUGAAGGUCUCUCAGCCUUGAAGGAAGGGGUAACUUCCRCAAGAGACUAUGUUUCACAAGCUCCUGAUUGUAUCCGGUAGCCAACAAGGUUUCUAUUCUGUAAACAAGAUUUCCUUUGUGUAAAAUAUCUAAAUACACAUUCUUGUGUGUCUCACCAUUCACCAAACUCUCUAUUUGUUUUCAGAGUUGCAUUUUCUUGC
Molecule: messenger RNA, 658 nt
Organism: Nothoprocta perdicaria
Lineage: Eukaryota; Metazoa; Chordata; Aves; Tinamiformes; Tinamidae
Gene: GRP
Product: gastrin releasing peptide
Exons: 3
Coding region: 1-462 (153 amino acids)
Biological process (GO): neuropeptide signaling pathway
Molecular function (GO): neuropeptide hormone activity
Source: RefSeq, a predicted model, not a curated record